Molecule: messenger RNA, 1137 nt
Organism: Emericellopsis atlantica
Lineage: Eukaryota; Fungi; Ascomycota; Sordariomycetes; Hypocreales; Bionectriaceae
Exons: 1
Coding region: 1-1137 (378 amino acids)
Source: RefSeq, a predicted model, not a curated record
AUGCGUGCCUCAUCCCUCAUUCUCCUCGGGGGGCUUGCCCUCGCAGCCGCGAAGAGCUGCACAUCCAUGGAGGACUGCUCACUCAAUGGUAUCUGUACAUGCCAUCAUACCUGUCGCUGUGAUCCCGGCUGGACGGGCUCCAACUGUGGCAAGCUGGACUUGCAGCCCGUGGAGCGCUGGACGGGGUACAACAAUACCAACUUCACCAACCCGGACUUCUAUCGUGAAGGAGGCGGCAACUCGUCGUGGGGCGGCCAAAUUAUUCAUGAUCGAGAGGACAAGGGACUGUUCCACUUCAUUGCAAGCCAGUUCAAGCAUGGCUGUGGACUCUCCGCCUGGCGACCAUUCAGCCAGGUAAUCCGUGCCGAGUCAAGAACGGGUCCCCGAGGGCCUUUUAUCUGGAAGCAGACUUUGUUCGAUACAUUUCGUCACAAUCCGACCGUUGUGUGGAGUCCAGCCGACGAGAAGUAUCUCAUACACUUCAUCGGACAGGAUUGGGAGACACCUGAUGUGUGCCGAUCGACAAAGACCAACAACACGAUAUCCGUCAGCACAUCGCCUGACUUGAAAGAAUGGACGGAGCAAAUACCUCUUGUUGUCAAUGUGACAAACCCCACCGCCUGGCCCCUGUGGACUGAAGACGACCAUACACCCGAGAUGUUGCUCGCCUCUGAGAAGAAUAACAUUUACUACUCGCCUACCGGCUAUGCAGGGCCAUACAACCUGACCGUCGAGCCCGGCAAUAUCGAGAUCCAUCCUAGCAUGCGAAGUGAAGACCCGUUUCUCUGGCGGGACAAGCGUGGUCAUUGGCAUUUCCUCGUACACCACAUGGCCGACAUCCCUCUCGGUCUGAAGGGUCCUCGUGUCGGCGCGCAUGCUUUUGCACGCGACUGGCGAGGUCCGUGGACGUAUGAAAACGAGACUCUUGCCUUUGAUGCUUUUGUCGACUUUACUGACGGUGGGCGGACGGAGUACUAUCGGCGUGAAAGACCCAAGCUGUAUUUUAGCGAGGACGGGGAGAUGACGCCGUUGUAUUUGGUGAAUGGGGUGCAGGAGUUUGGUAAUAUUUCUGCGUACACGCUUGUUCAGCCUAUCGGAGAGGCUUGGAAGGCGUAUGAGGAUGCGCUCGGCAGGUGA